Molecule: messenger RNA, 537 nt
Organism: Penicillium atrosanguineum
Lineage: Eukaryota; Fungi; Ascomycota; Eurotiomycetes; Eurotiales; Aspergillaceae
Product: cupin domain-containing protein
Exons: 1
Coding region: 1-537 (178 amino acids)
Source: RefSeq, a predicted model, not a curated record
AUGUCGAAGGAUUGCCGAAGCAGUCUCCGCCCUCUAUCGAGAUACAUUACCACUCAUGAUGCAACUGGAAAAUCGCAUAUUUGUGACAAUAUUCCAGAUAAGGCUCCCGUUCGUCUUAUCAGGGGCGGCGAAAUGGAGUUUAGCCUCAUGUACAUAACUCCUACUUUCCCGGUGGCCAUGGCCAACGAUCAAGACAUCAUCGCCUACCAGGGCUACCUAGCCAAUGCACCAGGUAUCACCAUUCCAGGAGGAACAGUUUGCCGUACGGUAGACUUUCCUCCUGGAUACACAUCGCCAAUGCACAGGACUAAAUCUUGUGACUUUGGUAUUGUCAUUGAAGGAGAGGUGGAACUGGUGCUGGACUCCGAGACCAAGGUGCUGAGGAGGGGCGAUGUGGCCGUGCAGCGUGGGACCAAUCAUGCGUGGCACAAUAAGAGCAAAGUUAAUUGGGCCAGGAUGCUUUAUGUGCUGCAGGCUGCCAAUAGCAUAGUUAUUGGAGGGCAGGAACUGAAGGAAGACCAGGGAGGGAUUCAUUAG